Molecule: messenger RNA, 2094 nt
Organism: Penicillium brevicompactum
Lineage: Eukaryota; Fungi; Ascomycota; Eurotiomycetes; Eurotiales; Aspergillaceae
Exons: 11
Coding region: 1-2094 (697 amino acids)
Biological process (GO): regulation of DNA-templated transcription; DNA-templated transcription
Cellular component (GO): nucleus
Molecular function (GO): transcription cis-regulatory region binding; zinc ion binding; DNA-binding transcription factor activity, RNA polymerase II-specific
Source: RefSeq, a predicted model, not a curated record
AUGGCUGAUGAGCCUGGUUGCAGUCCGUACAGCACGGUGAUAGAAGGCGAAUCUUUACACCUUGUCCCAGCGCCAGUAGGGAAAAAGCGCAUCCCGGUACGUCGCCAUCACGCCAAUCGAAGACCGCAAAAGACUGGACAAACCCUAACGAUCGCCUGCCGACAAUCAAAGGUCUGUGCCCAAAGCCCCCAGAGACUGGCUGUUUUAAGACAUUUAGCUGAUUGUGCCAAGGUGAAAUGCGACGGAGAGAGACCGUGUACAAGAUGCCAGAAGUUGGAAAAGCAAUGCGUCUUCUUUGAAAUACCAAAGGACCCCGUCUCAGAGCGAAUAGAGGGUGUUGAAUAUGAAGUUCAAUAUCUUCGAAAGCAGCUUGAUGAUAUGCGCGAGCUUCUUCAACAAAGUCGUGCGCAGUCCACUCCCAAAUCCUCUCAACUGGCACACUCCCCAAGUCACCUUCGUGGUCGGCAACCCCUGUGCCAUGAGAGCGCUUGCGGCUCCUCGGUAUCCCAGUACCCGCAUACGCAGGAUUGUCCGCAGGAAUACGGAGAUGUUUCCGCUACAGAUCCGGGCUACACAGAUGGUCAUCGGUUCCAAAGAUCUAUGCCAGCGUCGAUGCCAACUGUCUCACCAAAUGAACUUGCAACUCAAUCAGUCUAUGCAUCAAAUCUUAUUGUCACACGACCACCCAAAAGAAAGCGAUCAGGCUUCGAGAUUCGGGAUGAGCCUAUCGCCGACUUUAUUGACAAAGGGCUCAUCACAUUUGAAUGUGCUCUGUCAUACUUUAACACAUACAUGCCGAUCUUCGACCCUCAAUACGACACUUUCGGGUCCAUCAGAUCACGAAGUAGCAUACUUCUGAACGCAAUAUGUACCAUUGGCUGCAUGGUCGAGACAAGAUCCGGGGGCCCAAUGUCCGACCUUCUCCACGUGGAACUCAAAAAAUGGAUUAAUGUUAUCAUUCAAAACAGGGAGCUUAACUGUUUGGAGUCAGUACAAGCAAUGCUAAUUGUUGCUUGUUAUUCCAAAGAACGCUCUUUGAUUCUAUCCUUUGCUACUCGCAUGGCUCUAGAUCUGGGGCUGCACGAGGCCUUCGAUGAGCUCACCCAAAGAUUGGCUCUCCGAAAUGAAGAUAUAGCAUAUGCUUUGCCUCAUCAGAUGUUAGAAGAGGAGAGAGCUCUUAUGUGGAAAUCUCGGACCUGGUUUGGUCUCUUGGUUCUCGAACACAUAUUUCGCGUUGAUGGGGGUAAGCCACCUGGUAUUCGACUUAAAGGGAAUUCUCGGCGUUGCCGGGUCUUGCUUGGACAUCCCUCUUCGACAAUCCUAGAUUUACGGCUGUUUUCUCAAGUGGAGCUGAAUAUUCUCAGAGCAAAUGUCGGAGAUACCCUCGGAGGAUCGAACUCGCUUGAUGGACCAAGCAUCAUGGAUUACGUGCAUGAUAUGAAGAUAGAACUGGACUUAUGGUUCGAUUGUGAUGCUGCAGCAGAAGAAAAGCCAUCUCUACUGGUGGCUCUUCGGGUGCAAAAGUGCUGGGCAGAAAUGAUGCUGAACUGCAAAGCACUGCGAUCCAUGGGCGUGGAGAACCGAACCAUACUUCUUACCGCAAAAGCCAGCGCCCGUCGACACCUCCGUCUAAUCAUCACCGAUCCAGACUUCUACCUCGCCAAGCUAAAAUAUGCCAUGGACUUCGUCUGGGCUAAGUGUGCCUUUUCGUUCCUUCUACUCCUGAAGUUAUCUCGUCUUCUGCCUGAGCGCGACGAGGAGCAUCAAGAGCUGCUGACAAAUGGCAAUCAACUCGUCGACGAGUUGAGCAAGGCCGGUGCUAGUGGAACACAGUCCGGCGCCGGGAAUAUCUAUCUUCAGAUUCUGAAGGUCAGCAUUGAGAAGUACGGGCGUGCAUUGAUGGAGACACAGCAAUCCAGCUCGGAUGGGCCCACAGCCACGUCGCCGUUCUGGGAAUUGUUCGACGCUCAGGCGGAUCUUCAAUGGUUUGUGCCUGAGCAAUUUGUGUCCGAAUGGGAUUUCCCGGGGUUGAAUCUGUUCUAUUUCCCUACUGCUUGGCAGGAUUUCUUCGGUGACUUUUCGUUGGCUAUGUAG